ACUAGAGUGCAGCCAUGGAUAGUUCAAGAAGGAACAUUGCCCUCUCUUGCUUUUCUUCAGCCCUAUUUAGGAACUCCUAGUCAGAAUUCCCCUUUACUGUUUAUUCUCUGGCUAUCUGGCUCCUACCCAUUACUUCUCAGAUAGAGGAAGGGGGUAGACAAUUGGGUUGUUGGGUAGGUGAGGUUAUGUGAGCUUCAAGGAAUUAAUAGACUAAUAGCUGAGGAGAGAGAAAUCUGUUAAGGGGAAAAUAGAAGGCAAGAAAAGAAAGCGGGCAAAUCGUGGAAGCAGGAAUGUGGUAAGCCAUCUAAUUGGAGUGACAUGUCAUCUGAUGGAAUUUGCCAUUUGGUGAAAAGUGUCAGAUGGUGAAGGAAGAGGAGACACAGAAAUGAUGCCACAGGAGACAGCUCCAGUUCCUUCUCUGUUGAAGAAAACCAAACAGCCUACAGAAUGUUUCUUGAUACAACCAAAGGAAACAAAAGAAGAUGCCACCAAGACCAGAAAGAGGAGGAAGAAAAAAAUUACUGAUGUUCUUACAAAAUCAGAGCCCAAACCAGGGACACCUGAAGACCUACAGAAGCUGAUGAAGGACUAUUACAGCCACACUCGCUCAGUGAUUGAAUUAGAGGAACUAAACCUGCCAGACUCCUGUUUCCUCAAGGCUAAUGAUUUGACUCAUAGUCUUUCCUCAUACCUAAAAGAAAUCUGCCCUAAGUGGGUAAAACUUUGGAAAAACCAUAGUGAGAAGAAAUCGGUCCUGAUGCUGAUCAUCUGCAGCUCUGCCAUCCGAGCCCUGGAGCUCAUGAGGUCAAUGACAGCAUUCAGAGGAGACAGCAAAGUUAUGAAAUUAUUUGCAAAACACAUAAAGGUCCGGGAGCAGGUAAAGCUGCUGGAGAAGCAUGUCAUGCACCUGGGUGUAGGAACUCCAGGGCGGAUUAAAGAGCUUGUUCAACAAGGUGGCCUUAAUUUGAACCCCUUAAAGUUUCUGGUUUUUGACUGGAACUGGAGAGAUCAGAAGUUGAGGAGGCUGGUGGACAUUCCCGAGAUAAGAAAAGAGGUUUUUGAACUUCUGGAAAUGGGAGUCCUUAGUCUGUGCAAGUCAAAAUCUUUGAAGCUGGGCCUUUUCUAAAUCUGGGUCCUAAUGAAAAUCCGUUUUCAUGGUGGGCUUUGCAUGUAGUUUAAUGGCUCUGGUACAUUGCAAGCACUCAGUGAAUACCAGGUAUUGUUUUAUUGUGUCAACUGCGUCACCAGAUGGAUCACUGGGAAUGUGUCAUGGAGACUCUUUGACAAAAAUGAAGCUGUCCUUCAUCAACUCCCUUGUAUAAUAAAAUAUCACUGGUUUAUGUGUGA
This is a messenger RNA of Manis pentadactyla (Chinese pangolin), 1347 nucleotides long. RefSeq names its product cms1 ribosomal small subunit homolog (gene CMSS1). The coding region runs from base 386 to 1126 and encodes 246 amino acids. NCBI's taxonomy places the organism in Eukaryota, Metazoa, Chordata, Mammalia, Pholidota, Manidae. The record is from RefSeq and is a predicted model, not a curated record. Gene Ontology annotation, cellular component: 90S preribosome; nucleus. The transcript has 11 exons.